Girardinichthys multiradiatus is the source of this 3542-nucleotide messenger RNA. RefSeq names its product aminoadipate-semialdehyde dehydrogenase (gene aasdh). The record is from RefSeq and is a predicted model, not a curated record. The coding region runs from base 121 to 3315 and encodes 1064 amino acids. Gene Ontology annotation, biological process: amino acid activation for nonribosomal peptide biosynthetic process. Gene Ontology annotation, molecular function: protein binding. NCBI's taxonomy places the organism in Eukaryota, Metazoa, Chordata, Actinopteri, Cyprinodontiformes, Goodeidae. The transcript has 14 exons.
AUUUGUGCGUCAUCUGCACUCGCCAAACGUGAUCCGCCUAUGUGAAAACAGUAACACUGAUGAGACUGAUAUCAGUCAGAGAAUCUGGACGAGGAGGCGGUCAGUGAACGCCUCAUCACAAUGCCUGCUCGGACCCUCCAGGAGCUUGUGUCCACCGCAGCCUCUCUGCACGCCGACCGAGCGGCAGUCCUGUAUGACAGCGGCCCAGGAGGGACUGAAGCUUCGGGUUCUCUGCUCUACAGUGAGGUGGCUCAACUUUCUGAUGGGCUUGCUGCUGUUUUACUGAAGAACUGUUGUCCUAGCAGCGGUGUUAUCGGCCUGUACUGCAGCGAUGAUCUGCUGGUCCCUGUCUGGAUUCUAGGGAUCCUGCAGAGUUCAGCUGCUUAUGUCCCUCUGGACCCAGAGGCUCCAGGACUUCUCUCCGCCAGAAUUAUGAGACAGUGUGGCCUCAAGUACUGCGCUGUGAGGAGGGACCUUGUGCAGCGAUUCCAGGAAGCUCUUGUCAAUCAUGUCUCUGUGGAGGUUUGUGUGGAGAUGCCCCAGUUCAGAUUAACCUUGAUGCGCAUCGAGCCCCAUCCAGUCGCAAAGGAUGGAUCUCAGACAGCUCAGAGAGCAGGCGGCUGUGAUCCCUGUCCUCGAACUUUUCUCCGAAAGGAUUCAGGGUGCCCAGACUUGGCGUACGUGCUGCACACAUCUGGAACAACAGGUCCUCCCAAGACUGUGAGGGUACCGCACAUGUGUAUUGUCCCCAAUAUACUUCAUCUGAGAUCUCUGUUCCAGAUGAGCACAGAAGAUGUGGUUUUCCUCGCAUCCCCUUUGACCUUCGAUCCCUCCGUGGUGGACAUAUUUCUGGCCUUGUCAUCUGGGGCUUUGCUCCUCAUAGUCCCUGCAGUGAUCAAGAAGAUGCCUAGUCGACUUGCCCAACUGUUGUUCAAAGGUCACAGAACUACAGUUCUUCAGGUCACGCCCACUCUGCUGAUGCGUUUCGGUCAUCAUAUUCUGAAACAGGACGUGCUGUCGUCCGGAUCCUCACUGCGGGUGUUGGCUCUGGGUGGAGAGGCCUGUCCUUCUCCGGCUCAGCUGAGUGGCUGGAAACACGAGGACAAUAAAACCUGCAUCUAUAACAUCUACGGCAUCACCGAGGUCUCCUGCUGGGCUUCCUGCUACAGGAUACCAGAACCUCUGCUGCAGUCCAGCAACCUCACGCCAUCCUCUGUGGCCCUUGGGACUCCCCUGAUGGACACUGUGGUGGAAGUCAGGGAUGAAAAUGGCUGCAUGAUCACAGAGGGCGAAGGCCAGGUUUUCAUAGGCGGAGAGGACAGGGUGUGUCUCUUGGAUGGCGAGGACACUGUUGUCCCCGGGACGAUGAGAGCAACAGGAGACUGGGUGACCAUCAGAGACGCCCAGCUGUACUAUCUGGGACGGAGAGACAGAAUGAUUAAACGGAAUGGGAAACGGGUGAACUUGGACAGCUUGCAGCAACUGAUCCUGAGCCUGCCUCAGGUAGAAGCAUGUGCUGUGGGUCUCUAUGAAGGCUUCCGACUCCUUGCCUUUGUCGUUCCCUCCACUAGUGAAGUUCAUCACCACCAGGGGGAGCCGGAUGGCGCAGACAGAGCUCUGCAGAGGCUCAUCCUGAAGAAGCUGUCUCUAUUGGUGUCCUCUCACUGCAUUCCCGACACGCUGGUGCUCGUCCCGGCUGUAUCCCUGACUCCUCAUGGCAAAGUAGACAUGAAAGCUCUGAUGAGAAUAUAUGAAAAACAGAGAGAGUGGUUAAGGUUUUCACGGCUAGAGGUCGGGAGACUAAAGCAAACUCUUCAGGCUCUCUGGCAGGAUGCUUUAAGUCUUCCUGCAGAUGCGUCUAUUGAUGAGCGGUCCAACUUCCUGUUCAGUGGAGGGGAUUCCCUGAAGGCACUGCAUCUCUGUCAGGACAUCCUUGCUGCUGUGGGAGUGUCUUCUCCACAGCUCCUGGAAGUUAUACUAGACAGGACCUUUUCGGAUGUUCUGCACCAUGUAACACAAAUUCUGUCGGAGAGGGACGGCUCCUCGUCGUCGACUGAGAAACGGGCCGCUAAUCUACCGUCUGCGAUUCCAGCAAAGAGAGGACGUAAAUCUGAGAGGACGGAGGGAGAGAAACUUGGGUGUAAAGUUGUGAGACGAGGAGGCGAGGUGCGAGGAAUGAACAGGAGGAACGUAGACGCUGGUGAAGAAAUGUGGGAAGGAGAGAAUGCUGAAAACAGCUCUUACAAACAUGUCAACGUUUGCCUCAGUCUGAGCUGGUCCUCGGACACUGGCAGGUGCGUGGACGCCUCCCCGGUGAUUCUGGUCCAGGAUGUUGCCAAUGGGACAUCCAGAGCCACAGUGUUCAUCGGCUCCCAUUCCCACAGGAUCCAGGCGUUGGACCUGCUCAGCGGGAACCUUCUGUGGGAGCGAGUCGUCGGGGACAGAAUCGAGGCCUCGGCCACCGUGUCUCACUGCGGUUCCCUCGUUGUUGUCGGUUCCUAUGAUGGCUGUGUUUACUUUUUAUGCACCAAAUCUGGCGAGACCAGGUGGAUGUAUAAGACAGAGGACGCAGUAAAAAGCUCUCCUGCUGUAGACCCUCUCACUGGCCUGGUGGUGGUGGGCUCACAUGAUGGGCACGUUUACGCCCUGGACCCACAGCUUCGGCAGUGUGUCUGGAAGCGACACUGCGGCGGAGGAGCUGUGUUUUCUUCUCCGCACCUUCAACCAUCUCAUCGACGGCUGUAUGCAGCAUCGCUGGGAGGACACCUGCUGUGUCUCAAUCUGGACAGUGGUGAUGUCCUGUGGUCCUACUGUAGAGACAAACCUUUCUUCUCCUCACCGACCUGCUUCUGUGGACACAUUGUGAUCGGCUCGGUGGAUGGAAACAUCUGCUGCCUCAGCGACACCGGGGAACUGCUGUGGCAGUUCCUAACAGAGGCACCAGUUUUCUCCUCGCCGAGCUUUGUACCAGGACAGCAGACGCUUCUGUGCGGCUCACAUGACGGUCGGCUCUACUGUCUGAACUCUGCCGACGGCUCCUUAAUUUGGAGUUUUCAGGCAUCGAGCAAGGUGUACUCUACUCCCUGUGUGUUUGAGGGCUCUACUGUUGGCAGCAGGGGGGUUCUGGUGGGCCUGGCCUCCACAGAUGGCACUGUCUGGAUCCUGGACGCAAAAGAUGGACAUGUUCUGGCGUCGCACGCCCUGCCCGGGGAGCUGUUUUCAUCGCCAGUUGUAUGGCAACAGUCUCUUGUUAUCGGGUGCCGUAAUGACUAUGUGUACUGUUUGAACCUGACUGUCAAUGUGGAGAGGUCAUGAUGGAUGUCUGCACUGAUUAUACAGUUGUUUUCAAAGUAAUAUCAGCUCUAAUAAGGAUCAAAAUCCUUAGGCAAGCUAUUUCCAUAAAUGCAAAAUGUAGACCAUUGUUUUUUUUAAUAAGGAGACUAUCUGGCAGUUUCGUGCUCAUAUGCUUGACCUUGGUAUCUUUUAAUUGUUACAGUGCUCACAGGUAACUAUAAACAUUUUUGGGGUCACCCUGGAGCUCA